Molecule: messenger RNA, 2413 nt
Organism: Strongylocentrotus purpuratus (purple sea urchin)
Lineage: Eukaryota; Metazoa; Echinodermata; Echinoidea; Camarodonta; Strongylocentrotidae
Product: eukaryotic translation initiation factor 2 subunit 1-like
Exons: 8
Coding region: 182-1123 (313 amino acids)
Cellular component (GO): multi-eIF complex; eukaryotic translation initiation factor 2 complex; eukaryotic translation initiation factor 2B complex
Molecular function (GO): translation initiation factor activity; RNA binding; ribosome binding
Source: RefSeq, a predicted model, not a curated record
UUCAGAUAUUGCAUCAGGAACGAGAACAAAUAGGAACACACGUGUUACAGAAAUCGGCUUAAUAUUUCAUAUUUGUCGUCAAAUUGAAGCGCUGAACAAUUCCCAUUUGAUUCCAUAAGAUAUUAAGCUCUACAAUUUCCUGCAGAUCAGUCUUAGAGCAGCGUAAGAAGAAGAAGCAGUCAUGCCGAUUUCGUGUCGAUUCUACGAGCAGCACUUCCCAGAGGUGGAAGAUGUGGUGAUGGUGAAGGUCCGUUCCAUUGCGGAGAUGGGGGCGUACGUCCACCUCCUAGAGUACAAUAAGAUUGAGGGUAUGAUCCUGCUCAGUGAGCUGUCGAGAAGGCGUAUCAGAUCCAUCAACAAACUCAUCAGAGUGGACAGGGAUGAGUGUGUCGUUGUCAUCAGGGUGGAUAAAGAUAAAGGUUACAUUGAUUUAUCCAAGAGGAGAGUGUCAGCUGAGGAGAUCAAAAAGUGUGAGGAGAAAUAUGCAAAGGCCAAAGCAGUAAAUAGUAUCCUUAGACACGUGGGGGAGAUCCUAGGCUACAGCAGCAACUCACAACUGGAAGAACUCUAUCAACAGACGGCGUGGCACUUCGACCAGAAAUACAAAUCUGUUGGCUACGGAGCAUAUGAAGCCUUCAAGACGUGUGUAAAUGAGCCAGAGCUGCUAGCUGAAUGCAAUCUAGAUGAGGAGACGCACAAAGUAUUGUUGGAGAAUAUUGAAAGGAAACUCACACCCCAAGCAGUCAAGAUCAGAGCAGACAUUGAGGUUGCAUGUUAUGGCUAUGAUGGUAUCGAUGCAGUAAAGGAUGCCCUCACGAAAGGCUUGGAUAUGUCAUCAGAAGAGAUGCCCAUCAAGAUCAACCUGAUUGCCCCGCCCCAGUACGUGGUGACCACCCAGACGUUAGAGAGAGUUGAAGGUGUGGAGAAGCUCAAGGAAGCCAUCGAAGCAAUCAAAGAGAGCAUUUUAAAGAGCGCUGGAGUCUUCAAGGUCAUGAUGGCGCCUAAGGUUGUCACCGACACAGAGGAACAAGAGCUUGCCAGACAUCUGGAGAACCUAGAGAAAGCAAACGCAGAGGUUGAUGGAGACGACGAUGGGGAAGAAAUUGGAAACGAGGAAGACUAAUUAGCGAUUAAAUCUAAUUAGCAAAUUACAAUUAAACCUCAUUUAUUUAUAACGUGAGCUUUAAUAGGUGAGAGCUAUAAAGUCAUUAAGUCCAUUAAAAAAUUAAUCUGAAUGAAGGGCCAGUUACUACUUGACGAUGAGGGUCGUGAUAUCAACUUUAAAAAUAAAAAUUGUUCCCUAAUUGCUUCCCUCUUGUUAAUUGGGAAAAUGAACUGAAAAUCAUUCUCUUCAAACCUCAAUUAUUUGUGCUAACGAGCGUCCCCCUAUCGUCUCAGUGGGAUCGCUUGGCGAGCACCGCGACAGACCUCUAUGAUAUUAUGUUUUAGACAAUAUUAUUCCUCCUUCCAUGUGACAUCAGUUCAGACGAGGUCAUGUGUGCAGUAUACUUUAUGCUUGUUUGAUUUGAUAGAGCCACAAUUAUUUCAUUGUUAGACUGCCCAGUGCCCACUUUUAUAAUUAUUGUUAUUAUUGAAUUAUAUGUUUCAUAUGUAUGCAUAUAGUUUAAUGUUAUUGUGAUCCUUCAUGUUUGAUCAAGCCCUUCUCGCUCUUGAGUUGUGAUAUACAUGUACCCGGUAUCUGAAUGUUUUAGAUAAUGCAUAAAUGUCAAGAGUACAUUCCUCAGAACUGACUUAAUGACCCUUCUGUAUAGAUAUUAGAAAAUAAAACAAAACAGAGAGUACAUGUACUUCCUAGUGAAUUAUUCUGGUUGAGGAUUUGUUUCAUUAAUACUGGCUCACUACUCUUUUGUUUCGAUUAGGGUUAUUUUUCAAUUUUAUUUACUCUUUGAGUGUAUUUCAGCUAGCCCUGUCCAAUUUCAAUGGCUGUUCUAAUGAGGAAUGUUGUCCAAGUUUGAUCCUAUUUGUCUUCUAAUUUUAUUUUAUUUUUUCUUAGAGAUUUCCUGUAAAAUUGCAUUCCAUAAUCGAAUGUAUUUUGGGAAAUUCUGUUAUUUUGCAUACUAGGUAAAAGUUAGACAUCGAGGUAUUUCAGUCCAAGUAGAAUGAAACUAUUUGAACUGAUAAGUCUUUAUAAAACAAUACAAAACAAAAACCAUUUAAUGUGAAAAAGAUUGUAUGUUGGUAAUGUCAAUUUCCAUCUGUAUGUAAUGUAUGCAAAUUCAAUUCAAACAUUUCAACCAGACUUUGAUUUAGACUCUUCAGUUUCAUAUUAAUUAGAAGUACAUGUACACAUGCCUGUGUAAUUAUGUAAAAAUGUGAAAGUACAACAAUGUAUUGUAACAAGAUUCAAAAUAAAGGAGACACUUGUACAGUGUCAACUUAUUUGUACAGACAA